CUCCCCUGCAGCGCAGGAUGAACCCGCUGGCAUCCUGCCUGGGCCUGUGGCUCCUGUGCCAGCUCCCUGCCCUGGCCUCGGGGACACGUGCGGUCUACAAAGUGCAGGAGGAACAGCCCCCCAACACCCUCAUAGGGAGCCUGGCCUCUGACUACGGCUUACCAGACAUGGGGCACCUCUACAAGCUGGAAGUGGGGGCCCCGUACCUGCGUGUGGAUGGCAAGACUGGGGACAUUUACACCACAGAGACCUCCAUCGACCGGGAGAGCCUGCGGGAGUGCCAGCACCUCCUGCCCGGAGAGCCCUGCUUCCUGGAGUUCGAGGUGUCCAUCACCAACCUGAACGCCAACAGUAGCCCACGCCUGCUCGAGGGGCAGAUCGAGGUGCUCGAUAUCAAUGACAACACCCCCAACUUCGCCUCGCCUGUCCUCACUCUCUCCAUCCCUGAGAACACCAAUGUCGGGACGCUCUUCCCCAUCCCACUGGCCAUGGACCGGGACUCGGGCCCCAACGGCGUUGCCUCCUAUGAGCUGAUGGCUGGUCCGGAGGCGCAGGAGCUCUUUGGGCUGCAGGUGGCCGAGGACCAGGAUGAGAAGCAGCCCCAGCUGAUUGUCAUGGGGAACCUGGACCGGGAGCAGUGGGACUCCUACGAUCUGACCAUCAAGGUGCAGGAUGGGGGGAACCCCCCUCGGGCGAGCAGUGCCCUGCUCCGCAUCACCAUCCUGGACAUGAACGACAACGCACCCAAGUUUGAGAAGGCCCUGUACGAGGCAGAGCUCUCUGAAAACAGCCCUGUGGGGCACUCCGUCCUCCAGGUGAAAGCCAACGAUUCGGACCAGGGAGCCAACGCCGAGAUCGACUACUCCUUCCACCAGGCCUCGGACAUGGUGCGGCGGCUGCUGCGCCUGGACCGUGCCACGGGGCUCAUCACCGUGCAGGGCCCCAUCGACCGCGAGGACAUCGGCACUCUCAAGUUCUCCGUCAUGGCCAAGGACAAGGGCGCCAACCCCAAGAGCGCCCGCACGCAGGUGGUGGUCACCAUCAAGGACAUGAAUGACAACGCUCCUUCCAUAGAGAUCCGGGGCAUAGGGUUGGUCACCCACCAGGAUGGCAUGGCCAACAUCUCGGAGGACGUGCCAGUAGAGACAGCAGUGGCUCUGGUGCAGGUGUCCGACCGAGAUGAGGGUGAAAACGCUGUGGUGACCUGUGUGGUGGCCGGUGACGUCCCAUUCCAGCUGCGCCAGGCCAGUGAGACAGGGAGUGACAGCAAGAAGAAAUACUUCCUGCAGACCACCACGCCAUUGGACUACGAGUCGGUGAAGGAGUACACGAUUGAGAUUGUGGCUGUGGACUCGGGGAACCCACCCCUCUCCAGCACCAACUCCUUGAAGGUGCAGGUGAUGGACGUCAAUGACAACGCCCCUGUCUUCAGCCAGAGCUUCACUGAGGUGGCCUUCCCUGAGAACAAUGAGCCCGAUGAGCUGGUCAUGGAGGUGAGUGCCACUGAUGCUGACAGCGGCUCCAACGCCAAGCUGGUUUAUUCCCUGGUGACAGACCCCUCCUCCAAGGGCGCCUUCACCAUUGACCCUGACUCUGGGGAGAUCCGGGUGAAGGCGGUGCUGGACCGAGAGCAGCGGGAGCGCUACGAGUUCUUGGUGGUGGCAGAAGAUAAGGGCAGCCCUAGCAAGCAGGGCACAGCAUCUGUGGCCAUCAACGUCAUGGACAGGAAUGACAACGACCCCAAGUUCAUGCUGAGCGGCUACAACUUCUCAGUGAUGGAGAACAUGCCACCCCUCAGCCCCGUGGGCAUGGUGACGGUCAUCGAUGCUGACAAAGGAGAAAAUGCCCGGAUCCAGCUGUCAGUGGAGCAAGACAACGGGGAUUUUGUCAUCCAAAAUGGCACUGGCACCAUCCUCUCCAGCAUCUCUUUCGACCGGGAGCAGCAGAGCACCUACACCUUCCGACUCAAGGCGGUGGACGGUGGGGAUCCCCCCAGGUCUGCCUACGUGGGGGUGACCAUCAACGUCUUGGAUGAGAAUGACAAUGCCCCCUUCAUCACUUCCCCCUCCAACGCCACCUACAAGCACAUCCUGCCCCACACCAGCCCCGGCCAGCAGGUGAGCAAGGUCAAGGCGGAGGACAUCGACUCGGGCAUCAACGCCGAGCUGAUCUACAGCAUUACAGGAGGAAACCCCUUUGAGCUCUUCCAGAUCUCCCCGCAGAGUGGUGACAUCACUCUGGAGAAGGAGAUCCUGCGCAAGCACCACGGCCUGCACCGCCUGGUCGUGCGCGUCAACGACAAGGGCAAGCCCUCGCGGCACGGCACGGCCCUGGUGCACUUCUACGUCAACGAGACACUGGCCAACCGCACGCUGCUGGACACGCUGGUGGGGCACAGCCUGGACACCCCGCUGGACAUCGACAUCGCCGGUGACCCUGAGUACGAGCGCAGCAAGCAGCGGAGCAACAUCCUCUUCGGGGUCAUCGCCGGCAUCGUGGCUGUCACCCUGGUCAUAGUGCUGGUGGUCCUGGUGCGCUACUGCCGGCAGCGCGAGGCCAAGAGCGGCUACCAGGCGGGCAAGAAGGAGACCAAGGACCUGUACGCACCCAAGCAGGCCAGCAAGGGUGGGAAGAGCAAGAACAAGGUGAAGAAGAGCAAGUCUCCCAAGCCACCCAAGCCCACGGAGGAUGAGGAGGAGACGGGGCUGCAGAAAUCGCUCAAGUUCAACCUCAUGAACGACUCUGUCAGCGACAGUCCCCGGAUCCACCUGCCCCUGAACUACCCUCCGGGCAGCCCGGACCUGGGCCGCCACUACCGCUCCAACUCGCCGCUGCCCUCCAUCCAGCUGCAGCCUCAGUCACCCUCUGCCUCCAAGAAGCACCAAGUGGUGCAGGACCUGCCGGCCACCAACACCUUUGUUGGCACCGGGGACAACAACUCGACGGGCUCCGAGCAGUACUCGGACUACAGCUACCGCACCAACCCCCAGAAAUACACCAACAAGCAG
Zonotrichia albicollis (white-throated sparrow) is the source of this 3008-nucleotide messenger RNA. The record is from RefSeq and is a predicted model, not a curated record. NCBI's taxonomy places the organism in Eukaryota, Metazoa, Chordata, Aves, Passeriformes, Passerellidae.